Procambarus clarkii (red swamp crayfish) is the source of this 845-nucleotide messenger RNA. NCBI's taxonomy places the organism in Eukaryota, Metazoa, Arthropoda, Malacostraca, Decapoda, Cambaridae. The record is from RefSeq and is a predicted model, not a curated record.
UCAAUUAGACAACGGUGAUGUUGAGUGCAAGUGUGCAUGUGAGUGUGUGAGAAUGUGCAUGAGAAGCGAGGAGUGUCAACAAGGACGGACCGUCAGCUGGGACAUGUAAACACGCCGAUCUGGAUGACGUUGUACAGGGAUGAUGACCCCAGCUUGAGGAAGUGCGUGCGCCAUGGACCUUCCUAUGCCAGACGGAGCUUGUUUCCUCCUCCAGAUAAUGCUUCAAAAAAUUCACACAACAUAAAGUUGUUGGCAUCAGAGACAGGGUUGACACUAGCCGCCAUGCUGCGGUUGAAGCGACCCACCACUCUUCUCUGGGGUAUCGGUCUUUGUCUCGUAUUUUUCUUCUAUGUAUCUUUACCGUCGGCAAAUACAGAUGAGUGUGAGUGUAAAAGUGAGCAAGACGCUGCUGCUGCUUCCGGGGUCGUGCCUGGCCAAUCACUCCUCCGACCUUCCAAGCUGUUCACAAAUGACAAGCACAAAAUGGCUCUUCUUGUUCCAUUUAGGGAUCGCUUUGAGGAGCUGUUAGAGUUUGCUCCUCAUAUUCACACAUUCCUAAACGCUCAGCACAAAAAUCAUCAUUUAUACAUCAUUAAUCAGGUGGAUAACCUUCGCUUCAAUCGAGCUUCUCUUCUCAAUGUGGGUUUUUUGGAAUCUGGCAUUGACUGUGAUUAUAUUGCAAUGCAUGAUGUUGAUCUUUUGCCUAUGAAUGCAGCGUUGACUUAUGACUUUCCUCACGAUGGUCCAUACCAUGUUGCUGCCCCUCAUCUUCACCCAAGAUAUCAUUACCCAACAUUUAUUGGUGGCAUACUUCUGGUGAAGAGGUGAGAGUUCUCAGAUUGAAU